Molecule: messenger RNA, 3375 nt
Organism: Daucus carota subsp. sativus
Lineage: Eukaryota; Viridiplantae; Streptophyta; Magnoliopsida; Apiales; Apiaceae
Exons: 26
Coding region: 277-3135 (952 amino acids)
Cellular component (GO): cytoplasm
Molecular function (GO): ATP binding; ATP hydrolysis activity; kinase activity
Source: RefSeq, a predicted model, not a curated record
ACAACCAGGCCCAAGCAAAAGCCCCACACUGAUUCAUCCCGCAACUCAAACCUUCCCACGCCACGUCCCAAACUCGCUCAAUCACCCCCAUCUCAUUUCUCGAGACCCUCAAACCAAAUAACUAACUAGCGGGAAUCCGUUACUGUAUUCCCCACCCACCUAUACACACACCCCCAAGCAAUCUUAUUAUUCUCGAUUCUCUCAACACUUUUGGACACACACAGUUUCGUUCUCUACAAGAAACGCAGCUUCGAGCUGCGAUCAUCAAUCUCAUCAAUGGAUGAUGAUGUGUUGAAGCGAGUUUUACAGGAAGGCGGGAGAGAUUACUACGAGCAACAGCCGUCCACGUCGUCGUCCUCGUCGAUUCUUCAAUCGCUGCCUCUUCAUGUGCCGUUUGACCGUGGAAACUAUUUGUUAGUAAAAUCAAUACAAGAAUUAAGAUCAAAGAAAGAUGGUCUUGUGACUGUUGGCAUAGGCGGCCCUAGUGGGUCAGGUAAAACAAGCUUAGCGGAGAAAGUGGCAUCAGUUAUUCGUUGUACAGUUAUAUCAAUGGAGCACUAUCGCAUUGUAGUUGAUGAUGGAAACGACUUGAAUCCAAUAGACUUUGACCUUCUUGUGCAGAAUCUUGAGGAUCUGAUAAGAGGCAAAGAUGCCCUGACUCCAGUGUUUGAUUUCCAAGAAAAAAGGAGAAUUGGAUCUAAAGUCAUAAAGAAUGCUUCUGCUGGAGUGGUGAUAGUUGAUGGUACAUAUGCUUUGCAUGCGAGAUUGCGUUCUCUGCUUGAUAUACGAGUUGCAGUGGUUGGCGGUGUACACUUUAGUCUGCUUUCGAAGGUAAAAUAUGAUAUCGGGGAAUCUUGUUCAUUAGACUACCUGAUUGAUAGCAUCUUCCCAUUGUUUAGAAAACACAUCGAGCCAGAUCUUCAUCAUGCACAGAUCAGGAUUAAUAACAGUUUUGUUUCUUCGUUUAGAGAGCCAAUCUACAAGCUGAAGUGUAAAAGCGAGUCAAAAAGUGGACUUUCAGCUUAUGCAUUUCAUGGAAAGGAACCAAUACCUGAGAAUUUUAUCGAGAUGUACCUAAGGCCUCCAUCUGCAAGUGAGGAAGCACAUAUAAAUGAUUGGAUUAAAGUCCGACAAUCUGGUAUUAAGUACUAUCUUUCACUGGGUGAUCAAAGGAUAGUUGACAAAAAUUAUAUCAUCCGGCCCAAAGCUGAAUUCGAGGUUGGACGGAUGACUCUUGGUGGAUUAUUGGCUUUGGGCUACACUGUUGUAGUUAGUUAUAAGCGGUCAUCCACAUCAGUUAGUGAUGGAAACCUUUCAAUGUCACUUGAAAGUAUUGAUACUCUUGGUGAGACAUAUAUGGUGCUUCGUGGUACAAAUAGGAAAACGGUUGGAGCUGAGGCAUCAAGGAUGGGUAUCAAUGGACCAUGGAUCACAAAAUCUUAUCUUGAAAUGAUCCUUGAAAGAAAAGGUGUACCACGUGUUAAUACACCACCACCAUUAUCUAGUAGAUCUGUGACCACGACUGAAGGAGGCUUGAUUGCUGCACCAAAGCCUCUCCGCAUUCCACCAAACAUUGUCAAUCCUCUUGAUGAAAUGUCGCAGCCAUGGACUCGUUCUCCUACCAAGUCAAAAAUGGAACCUGUACUAGCCACUUGGCAGUUUAUUUCAUCGGAUCAUCCAGUUUCUGGUGGACCUGCAAUUGAUCCUUCUUCCAGGGAUACCCUGCAGCUCGCACCAAUGCCUGAUUCAUAUGAUCUGGAUAGGGGAUUGCUUCUUGCUGUUCAAGCGAUACAAGCUUUGUUGGAGACCAAAGGUCACCCUGUCAUAGUUGGUAUUGGAGGUCCAAGUGGGUCUGGGAAAACUAGUCUGGCUCGUAAGAUGGCGAAUAUUGUUGGUUGUGAAGUUGUUUCUCUGGAAAGCUAUCAUAGAUCUGAACAAGUGAAGGACUUUAAAAAUGAUGAUUUUAGCUCACUUGAUCUUGCUUUGCUGUCUAAGAAUAUUGACGACAUGAGAAAUUUUCGGAAAACAAAAGUACCUGUCUUUGAUUUGGAGACUGGUGCUCGCAGUGGCUUAAAAGAGCUUGAAGUUUCAGAAGAUUGUGGAGUGGUGAUAUUUGAAGGUGUUUAUGCAUUGCACCCAGAUAUCCGAGAAUCGCUAGACUUAUGGAUUGCUGUUGUUGGAGGUGUUCAUUCACAUCUUAUCUCUCGAGUUCAAAGAGACAAAAGUAGGGCCGGAAGCUUUAUGUCACAGACUGAAAUCAUGACAACAGUGUUUCCCAUGUUCCAGCAGCACAUUGAACCACAUCUGGUUCAUGCACAUCUCAAAAUAAGGAAUGACUUUGAUCCUGUGCUAUCUCCUGAGAGCUCAUUAUUUGUAUUGAAAAGUAACAAGGAAGUGGCUUAUCAAGAUAUAUUAAAGAUCCUUGAUCCUACAAAGAUUUGCAGUUCCGUUCAAAAUUUCAUUGAUAUAUAUUUGAGGCUUUCCGGAAUACCUUCUAAUAGCCAAUUAGCCGAGAGUGAUUGCAUUCGGGUUAGAAUUUGCGAGGGAAGAUUUGCAUUGCUGAUACGCGAGCCUAUUAGAGAAGGGAAUUUCAUUAUUCAGCCAAAAGUGGAUUUUGAUAUUAGCACCAGUACAGUUGCUGGCCUUCUUAAUCUUGGGUAUCAAGCUGUAGCAUAUAUUGAAGCAUCAGCAUACAUCUAUCAAGAUGGAAAGAUUCUUAUUGAGGUCGAUCACCUGCAAGAUGUCCCGAGUCCCUACCUGCAGAUCAAAGGGGUUAAUAGAGAGAUUGUGGUAGCUGCUGGUUUAAAACUAAAGCUGGAGGGUUCAUAUACCACAAAGAGUUAUCUGCAAAUUAUUAUGGAGAGAUUACCGGUACUUGAAAGAAGUGCAAGUGGCAUCCGUAGCCAGCAGGCCGGAAGGUUGCAAGAAUUAGUUGAUUUUAUACAAACUCAGGGAAGCAGUACAGCUUCAGAAUCUUCACCGAGUCGGGAAGCUUCCCCAUUGGAAGGCAUUAUUGAUGACAUGCAGACAAGAAUCAAAAGAUUGGAGCGGUGGCAAGCAAUUAAUACGGUGCUUUGGACUUUUCUAAUGUCAGCAUUCGUUGGCUAUUCUCUCUAUCAGCGAAGGCAUCAGUGAUUUCUGUUUACAGUUAGCUAAAGAAAUUUUUUAACACGAUGACGACGACUUUUUCUUUUACAUUGACAACGUUUGCCACAGGAAGCCUCGGCGGAAUCUGACAACCCUAUACAGUUAGUUGACACUAAAGUUGCAGAAAUUAAAAAUUAGUGCUUCUCUGUAAUUUUUUGCCACAUGUUCACGUGUUCCGCACAGAUAUUUGGACAUGAAAUUAUAUUAGAAUUUCCAUAUUCACAUUCA